CGUUCCCAUAGAAACUGAUUUCCUACAACAAAAAUUGAUUAUUCUGGUGGUCGAGGUCGCGACUAGUGAAAACUGAAAUGACUGGUGUAUUUGCAAUGUAGGUAGUUCUGCAAUACGCAAAACUAAUUUAAGUUAAAAGGAGUGCAGCAGGAACUGCACUGGAAGACUGACAAACAUGUCUGACCUAGAUCCGGCUAUCAUAAAAAAGACCCAAAAUUCACUUGGCAAAUACGUGAAAAAACCCGCAUUAACAGAAAAACUACUGAAGAAGCCACCGUUUCGGUUUCUGCAUGACGUUAUCAAUGUGGUCAUCAGAGAAACAAAUUUUCUGCAGGGUUUGUACACCCUAGAGGAACUUAACUCGGACAAUUUCAAAGAGCGUGAAGCAAAAAUAGCCUAUCUCCAGAAGUUAAUUGAUGCAACCAAGGCCAUAACCGGGAAAGAGUUAAAAGUACGACCGUCCAAAGUAAUCGCUGGUCUUGAGCCAGAGAAAACAAACGAAUUACUGCAGGUAAUAGGCUAUGCACUAGAGAAAAAGUUGAGCAGUUCCAGUGUCGUACAAAGUUAUCACGACAAAAAGGCAAAGGAAACCAACGGAGAAGAAGUUAUUCCAGUUGUAAACGGAAGCAAAACGAGUGGUGAGAAAAGCGACGUAAAGAAAAGUAAGGAUAAGGCGAAGGAAAAAGCAUACGAAAAAGAUAAACCAAGAGAUACUGAAAAAGAUAAAUCGAGAUCUAAACCUAAACGAGCAGAAGUUCCAGAAGAUGCUAGAAAGGAAGAAACAAAGUCAAAAAAAGAAAAACCUGAGAAGAGAACAAAAGAGAAAGAUAAAUCAAAUCAUAACAAAAAAGACGACAAGCAUAAGACAGACAAAGAAGACGCAAAACCAUCUGGUGAAAGAAAAAAACUGGAAAAGUCUAAAUCCAAGGAGAAGGAGAAAAGUUUGAAACGGGCAGACUCAAUUAAAAAUGAGCCUGUGCAACUGAACACUAUUGAUCCUCUGGGCGCGGAGAACGACAGCAAAGAUUCGCUCAAGGAAAACGAGAGCGGCGAAGCAAACGGAAAAGUGGCAUCGCCUGCCGAAGAUGAACUGGUGGCUGUUAUCGAUGAGGAGGCCGAGUUGCGUCGUAUUGAGCGCAAUUCCAGUCGAAGGUCGUCGUUGAAAAAGCAGGGUAGCUUGACACCGAGCGAGAACAAUGUGCUGGGAGAUCUCAACCAGUACAAUGGUUUAGAUAUUCAGGAUCAGAGUCGUCAAAUCAGUAGUGCGCUGGGGGAUGUCGUUACGCGACAUGAUUCGGACCCGGUUGAACCCGUUACAAUUGAAAAACUAUCGGCCAAACCUCCGAUACAUCGACAACAAUCUGUGGACAGUGUAAUGCGGCCAAGAACUAGCUUAAGACCUCCGAGUGUACGGCCUCCUUCAGCUAGACCUGGGGCUCCCAGAAGAAAGGAGAAAAAUGUUGAGAUUGUUUUGCAACCCAACGAAACAACUAAGUUGGGUGAAAUCAACGUGAAAAUGGAAGUUUUCAACAAUGAACUACUGGAUGAUGAUGGUGAAAAUUUGGUAGUGAUUGAAGAUUCCACAGUCAUGGGUGAUGAUGAUGAUGGCUUGAGCAAAAGUGUAGACGAAGGAGGUAAAGAGCUGCAAGAGCAGGGUCAUCUUGUGCGGCAAAUUCUAGAAACGCAGAAAGAAUUUUCGAACAUCGCUGGUGAAGACGGAAAGGCUGAAGUUGCGAAAAAAGUUGAGAUGGAAUGGUCUAGUAAUCAGCGACAAUCUUCAUCUAAGCAAACGGAUAUACUACGGGAGUCAAUUCAAAAACUAACACGAUCAGUUAAUCCCCUUGGUAAACUAAUGGAUUUUCUUCAGGAAGACAUCGACUCGAUGGAGCGUGAAUUGACCAACUGGCAGCAAGUAUAUUCGCAGGCAGCCAUCGAGUUGAACAAGGAACGAAGUGCUAAUGAAAGCGCUAUCGAACCAUUGAAACACCAACUGGCUCAAAUUGAAGGAAACAUUCGAGAGUACCGGGAAAUGAUAGAUAUUACCCGGUGCAACAUUCUUCACAAUGAGCAGAAAAUUGAAAGGCUGUAUAUGACAGAGAUUUGAAGUGAAUUGUUUGAUUUGACUGUGUUGAUUUUUAUAACAAUAAAUUUUAUAAAUUAAUUACUACAGC
This is a messenger RNA of Wyeomyia smithii (pitcher-plant mosquito), 2171 nucleotides long. RefSeq names its product TRAF3-interacting protein 1 (gene IFT54). Gene Ontology annotation, biological process: regulation of microtubule cytoskeleton organization; intraciliary transport; cilium assembly. NCBI's taxonomy places the organism in Eukaryota, Metazoa, Arthropoda, Insecta, Diptera, Culicidae. Gene Ontology annotation, molecular function: microtubule binding. The coding region runs from base 176 to 2104 and encodes 642 amino acids. The record is from RefSeq and is a predicted model, not a curated record. The transcript has 6 exons. Gene Ontology annotation, cellular component: centrosome; axoneme; intraciliary transport particle B.